Euleptes europaea (tarantolino) is the source of this 1554-nucleotide messenger RNA. RefSeq names its product fascin-like. The record is from RefSeq and is a predicted model, not a curated record. Gene Ontology annotation, biological process: establishment or maintenance of cell polarity; cell migration; actin filament bundle assembly. Gene Ontology annotation, molecular function: actin filament binding; protein-macromolecule adaptor activity. Bases 1 to 1554 code for a protein of 517 amino acids. Gene Ontology annotation, cellular component: microvillus; ruffle; growth cone. The transcript is spliced from 8 exons. Lineage: Eukaryota; Metazoa; Chordata; Lepidosauria; Squamata; Sphaerodactylidae.
AUGGCUACACUGGAAUUUGGCCUUGUCAAUGCCGCCAACAGAUACCUGACUGCAGAAGCUUUUCGUUUCCAGGUGACAGCCACAGGCUUGCAGCUGAAGCCCCGUCAGGUGUGGAUACUGCAAUUUAUGGCCCCACAGGGAGCUGGGGCAGCUAGCACAGGAGAAGGGGCUGGCCAGAAACUUCACCUGCUCAGUGCCCUGAAGCGCUACUUGGCAGCUGACUCUAAUGGCAAAGUCACAUGUGACCAGGAUCGUCCAGGGCCUCAGACCAUCUUCCUCCUGCAGCAGUAUCCAGAUGGCAAGGUAUCUCUGCAGAAUGAGCAGUCUAAGCGCUACCUGGGUGGGGCAGAGGAAAAUGUCACCUGCUUUGGUCAGGCUGCCACCGAGACUGAAAAAUGGACCCUGCACCUGGCAGUGCACCCCAAUGUCGCCAUGUACAACCCCAGCAGGAAGCGCUAUGUGCGCUGUGACGAGAAAGCUGGGGCGCUGCGCUGUGACCGCGACAUGCCCUGGGGUGCUGAAUCAGUCAUCACUGUCUACUAUGAUUUCAAAGACUGUGCUUCAAUUGCAAGGAAGUCACAUUUCCCUAGGCCUCAACCUGUGAUAUUUAUCUCUACAGGAAAAGUGAAGAAGUAUGGAUUGAGGACUGGGGCUGGCAAACUGUUGGCUCCUAAUGGCUCGCUGGUGCCGGACGUCACCCCAGAAACUCUGUAUUCCCUGGAAUUGAACAACGGUUUGGUGGCCCUGCGGGAUGAAGAAGGAAAGUACUUGUCUGCACGUGAGAGUGUCAUUAAAACAGCCAAGAUGGACAAACCUGGACGAGACGAACUCUUCAGCAUAGAAGCCAGCCCUGCCCAAGUCUCAAUGCGCUCCUCUUCCACCAACAAGUUCAUCUGCUGCAGGCCGGGUGCUGACCUGUACGCUAAUGCCACGGCUGUCGGGAACACAGAGAUCUUCCAACUGCUGUUUGAUGAUGAUACAAAGAGAGUCUGCUUCCGUGGCUACUGUGGCACAUAUAUGGCCUUGGGUCCCAAUGACUGUAUUGUCAGCAGCAAACAAAAAGAUAGGAAUGUCUGGUUUGAACUCCAGUAUCAGGACCAGAAGGUGAUGCUGCGUAUAGGUGACAAAUAUGUGUCCAUGCGGCCCAAUGGACAGCUUCUGGCAAUUCCCAAAGCUGCAGGUAAAAGUGAAGACUUCCUGAUGGUACUGAUAAACCGGCCACUACUGGUGCUACACACUGAUGCUGGGUAUGUGGGCCUGUGUCCUGGCAUGAAGCGCCUCGAAGCAAACUGUGUCAGUUAUGUUGCCAGCAGCCUGUCGCUCACGGAGGAAGGCUACUACAACUUCCAAAUUGACAGCAAUUACUGGGCUCUGGAUAAAGACGGGCAAGUGAUGGUAACCAGUGACCAGCCAAGCAAUUUUACCAUCCAGUUUGCAUCUUCCACUUGCAUUCUUAUCAAAGCGUCUAAUAACAAGUUUUUUGUGGCUGAUCUGGGAGGCCGACUAUGGGCCGGGGCUUCAGAUGCAGCUGGCGCAACGCUGUUCCAUUACUGA